CUAUUGUGCCGUGGGGUGAGAUUUAGAUGCGAAUAAAUAUAAGCUGUCCUAUGCCCUGACCCCCUUAAACCAAUUGCAAACAAACAAGGUUGAAGGUUACCUCUCCAAUUCCCCCACCCCGGGUUUCAGCCCAUCCUGUGGGCCUUAGAAGUCGAAAUUAUUGGUGUUUCAUUUUCUUCCUCCAUCUUUCUACAAAACAUUAUUGAACUCCAUUCCUUACAUUUUAGCAACGAGCUAGUUCCAACACGACAAAGCAAUGGCCAAGACUGAGAUCGAUACGAAGUUUGAGAGCAAUGACAAAGAACUAAAGCACUUGUGGUUUGUGAGGAUUGCUGCUAUUCAAACUUAUGUGUUUGUGUCAAAUCUAUAUGAGUACGCAAAGCAGAACUCUGGGCCUUUGAGAUCCACUGUUGGAACGGUGGAGAACACUGUAACCACCGUUCUUGGUCCUGUCUGCAACAAAUUCAAGGACGUCCCUGAUGAUGUCCUGGUUUUUGUUGACAACAAGGUGGAUGAAGCUUCUCACAAGUUUGAUGUGCAUGCUCCUCCUUUUGCUAAGCAGCUUGCCGAUAAGGCCAAGAGUUUGAUUCAGAAACUGACACACGAGGCAGAGAAAGUGGCAAGUGAAGCUCAAUCCGGGGGGCCACGAGCAGCUGUACACUACGUUGCUACAGAGUCGAAGCAUUUUCUGUUGAUAAAUUCAGUGAAGUUGUGGGCUGGGCUCAACCACUAUCCACCAUUCCAUGCUUUGGCUGAUAUGGCAGUUCCCACUGCUGCUCACUGGUCAGAGAAGUAUAACCAUGUGAUUAAGGUCAUGACUCAAAAGGGUUACAGUUUCGUUGGGUAUCUACCUUUGAUUCCCAUUGAUGAGAUAGCCAAGGCAUUUAAGCAGGGAGAGGCUAACUUGAAAAAAGAUGAUGCAGCCUCUGCGGAUCAGAGAUCAGAAUCAUCAUCAUCUGAUUCUGAUUAAGUUUGGUGGACUUCUUUACAAAAUUUGCUUCUGAGUGACCUUGUUUGUGGGUUAUGACUAGACAUACUUGGAAGUUAGUAAGACUUGGUAAGACUGUAACUAAUCUAUGUAGAAAUAGGGUUUAUGUAAAUGGUGCUGGAUAAUGGUUAUUUAAGGUUGUUUGUUUCCCCCUUUUAUAAAAUAUUGCUUAGUGUUUCUUAUUAUGAC
This is a messenger RNA of Cajanus cajan (pigeon pea), 1177 nucleotides long. RefSeq names its product REF/SRPP-like protein At1g67360. The record is from RefSeq and is a predicted model, not a curated record. NCBI's taxonomy places the organism in Eukaryota, Viridiplantae, Streptophyta, Magnoliopsida, Fabales, Fabaceae.